UGUAACAUGAUAGUUUACAAUGCUGUGUCAAUUGCUCUUUCUGUAUUUAACUACAUUUUCUCCCCACUAAAGUGGCAAGCUGAAUUCGAACUUUAUUUUGAAAAUCCACAAACCGGAACGUGCCGAGUUGCUAUUGCUAGCUUAAAUCUGCACACCAACAAACGGUACAUUUAGCAUUUUCUUCGAGCUGAAAUAUAUAAGUUUACAGAUUUGUUACCUUUAUGUUUAUGCUGUGCAACAAAAGAAAAUGUUCCAGCAAAGAUUUUAGGCUCAAAAUAACGCACUUAAACUUCAGUUCUAGCUGAAAGUCGAUGGCGGUGUAACGAGCAUUUGUGUUUACCCGACACAAUAUGUGCUAAGAUGCCCUCCUUUGAGUUACUGAGUACGAUAGAACAGUUUGUGCGAUGGGGAACACAUCCUGCAGAUGCAUCGAAGAGUGCAAAGAAAUCAACCAGAGCUGCCAGCAAGAAGUUUCUUUAUAAAGAUGGCUUUCUGUUGCGCACGUAUCGAGGCCGCCUGCUCCGCGUCGUCAGGAGUGACGAGGAGGUUAGGGAGAUAUUGACCCGUUAUCAUGACAACAAUAGCCACGCUGGUCGGGCCCGGGCGGUUAAAGAGAUCAUGAUGAUGUACUACUGGGUCGGAGUGACGGAGUCAGUGAAGGACUGGGUCAGAGAUUGUGCUGUUUGUCAGAGCAAUAUUCCAGCCAAACCACCCGACCCGCCCGUCCAGUUCUGCCUGGCGUACGGCUGCGACUCCUCCAGCUACGUUUACCCGGAGCUCACAUUUCACAGGUUUCCAAAGGAGGUGGAACGGCGACGAAGAUGGCUAGCGGUGGCGCAGAGGGAUGAAGGUUCACUUCGUUCAAGGUCCAAUCUCUGCUCGAGACACUUUGAGUCAACCUGCUUCACCCUGAACGAGGAGGGUCAGAUGACUCUAUUACCGGACGCCAUACCCACCAUCAUCCCUGUGACGAUGCAGGACCAAGAGGGUCUCAUCACUUCAGACGAAGACUUCCUUCAUUCAAACAGCCUGGAAGAAAUCCUCUCUACAGCUGCUGCUGCUGCUGCUUCACAAGGCACAGAAACCUCUGACCUGGCCUUUGAUCAAUCUGAAACACACAUGCAGCUGCAGGAACAUCAGUACUCCCUCCCGCCUCCUGAUCAGGACCCCACAGCAAUCCAGCCUGUGAAGGUGUUCAAGAAAAGACAGCUCAUCAUCGAGUCGUGCUUUGCGACUUACAACCAGAUUGCCAGAUAUCUGAGCCACAGGGUCUUACCAAUGCAGAACAAGAUAACAAGAGGCUCUUUGAAAAGGAUGGCCAAGCGCUUUGGUCUAAUAGAUGGAGUUCUGAUGUUUACACGAGUCUCUCCUCCCCUCAGAGUGCCGCGCAGCAGAGAAGAGGUGAACUCGAUCCUGCAGCAGUUCCAUGACAACCAGGGUCACUACGGCCAGGGAAUCUGCCAGAAAGAGAUCGCAAAGCACUUCUACUGGGCCACCAUGACCCGGGACCUGGCCCGCUGGAUCUCCAGCUGCAACACCUGUGUCAACAGGACCAAGAGGAAGCUGUUCCGCUGCAGCGUCCAAAACUGCACCAACUGCUGCGGGCCGGUGGAGAGGGGCCUGGGCCUCACCUUCCAUAAGUUUCCUCUUCACAACAUCCCCCUGCUGCAUCAGUGGUUAAAGGCUGUCGGUCGGUCAAACUGGCAUCCUCGACUCUGGUCGUCUAUCUGUUCGGUCCAUUUCACGGAGGACUGCUUCGACCGCAGUGGGGAGAAGGUCACCAUCCGACCAGAUGCUGUGCCCACUCUCCUGGUUCACGGUGACUCAGGGACUUCAUCCAAUGGUACAGUACAGUCUGCAGCCGGGGACGAGCAUGCCUAUUUUGCCAAGUACGAUGCAGUGGAUCUCUACCUGCGCAGACGCACUUAUCCUCCUGGACUGAGCUACGUGGAGAAAAACACCUUCAGGAGGUUCUGCAAACAGUUUGCAAUCAAAGACGACGAGCUCCACAUGGUCAGAGGAGACCGGGUGCGUUUGGUUCUGAGGAGCAGACAGCAGGUUGAAAGUGCUCUGGCAGAUUAUCACGACGAGCUGAACCACCUGGACGUCAGCAAGUGUCUCAGACUGCUCAACGAAAGGUACUUCUGGAAAACCAUGAGGUCUGACGUGGUGAAAUGGAUCGACAACUGCUCUCAGUGCAGCAGAAAGAAGAGGCCGAAACCAGACAACCGAAAUAAAGCAGGAGGAUCAAAUCUGGCAGAGCUGAGGUCGUCACAGUUACACGAGGAUUUAGACAGUGGCAAGGAGGAUGAUGAUUUCAGUCAUGAUGGAGAGGAUGGGGUCGCAGAGGUUGAUGUAGUAGUUGGGAAUUCUUCCGAUGAAGAAAGGCAGCCUGUAGCAAUCUCAAAGAACAGAGUGGAGAUUCCUUUGUCCCAGCAGCCGGGUUCUCCCAUAAACCCUCAGCCCAGAAUACCCAUCCUCCUUCAUUUAAGAGCUCCUGUUAACCCUCAGCCCAAGUCUCCCAUCAUCCUCCAGCAUAAGAAUGCUAAUACUCGUUUUGUGACCAAAGUCUGGUCUCUUAAGACAGCGGGUCCUCCACAGUCUGAAGUCCAGACUAACAACAGCCCUGUGAUUCAGCUCGAAAAUCAAAGCAGCGUCCAGCUUCUUCCAGAGGGUAAGACACAACCGCAGGACCAGAACAAACCAAGAGGCUCUCAGGGCAGCGCCAGAACACAUUACGUCCAAGUUCAGGUCCUAUCUGAGUCAGAGUCACAAAACCCACCUGAGCCCACAGUGGAACCCAAUCUUCCUAAAGCCACAAGCAAGAAAACUCAAACUUCAGGUCAGAACAAGGGGCUGAAGACCCAGACCAAGUCUCAAAUAUCCACACAGACACUGAGCAGUGGGGUCGUGCAGCGGGGGAGGAAAAGAAAAACAGAGCUGGAUGGAGGCUCUGCAGUAAAGAAGAGCCCCAGCUGUGGUCUGGAUCCUGUGAAGGCCUUGAGCACCAAACCCUGGCCCGUCUUCACCAUAUCUGCUCCGGCACAGAUCGCAAAACCCCCUGAGGUUGCCAGACCUGCUCCCCCUCAGAGGCCGAGGAAACUCCAGGCCCGGACGGUCAUCCAGCAGUGCAGUCAGGCGAGGGUUAAGCUCAAACCAGCCCUGGACGGGGCAGACCCUCAGUGGACAGAGAUCGAGGAGGGGAUGGUCGUGUAUGUGAGCUUCUUUCACGAAGCCUCUGAAGACAUCAUUCAGGAGAUGGCCAGCAGUCUCAUGACCACCAAACUUUUCCGGAAAGACACCCGUCACUUGGUUUCCAUUCUCGACCUUCCAGGCAGCGUUUUAUUCAUCCCUCAGGACUCCCUGGUCGGCGAGCCCGUGCCAAAGAGACGGAUGCAGUACAAGGCGGGUUGUGAACUGUGGUGGGGCUCCCAGCUCUUCUCAAACCUGGUGUGUGCCUGCAGGGAGCGCAUGUCGGGCUCAGUGAGGAGCACACAGGCGGGCGUGAGGGUGGAGCAGGGAAUCUACGGACAGAAACAAGAGAUCGUCCUGAACUCUAUGGAGCCCACGACAGUCCUGCUGGAGUUCUGAGGUCUUGCAGACAUUUGUGUAGCGUUUUGAAAUGUUCAAAGUCUUUUAUUUGUUGAAUGAGACUCCUGCAACUCCCUGUUACAUGUAGAUGUGAUCUGCAGAUACACAUUUUACUCAAAACAUACAUGUAGCCCACUUUGAGCAAAAACAUCCAGGGAAAAAACUCCAUGAAGUAGUACAGUCGUGUCAAGGUACAGAUUGAAAAUAUGGGAGGAAGUUGGGGUCAAACUUGGUCUUAUGAUAAAUUGCUUUAAAAAGAACUCAUUAAAUGUGUCUGUAAUAAUCACAUUAACACAUUAACAUUGACAGCCCUUAAUGAAACGCAACAACAGAGGUUCGUUUCUCAUCUACACCUGCUUUUACAAAAGAACUGCUCCAGUAUAACAGCAUGCAUGUUUCCACGUGUCUCUAAUUUCUGUUCAAAAAUACUCAAGUAGUUGAGGAUGUUAUCUUUUGUUCAUAGUGUUCAUACUGUAUAGUUUAGAGGAAAAAAAGUUCAAUAUGAAUAAAAGAAUUCUUGUAAAAA
Messenger RNA from Notolabrus celidotus (New Zealand spotty), 4117 nucleotides. RefSeq lists its product as uncharacterized. Gene Ontology annotation, cellular component: cytoplasm. The transcript has 19 exons. The record is from RefSeq and is a predicted model, not a curated record. Lineage: Eukaryota; Metazoa; Chordata; Actinopteri; Labriformes; Labridae. The coding region runs from base 361 to 3591 and encodes 1076 amino acids. Gene Ontology annotation, molecular function: sequence-specific DNA binding; D-aminoacyl-tRNA deacylase activity.